Messenger RNA from Centruroides sculpturatus (bark scorpion), 1719 nucleotides. RefSeq names its product piggyBac transposable element-derived protein 4-like. The record is from RefSeq and is a predicted model, not a curated record. The transcript has 2 exons. Lineage: Eukaryota; Metazoa; Arthropoda; Arachnida; Scorpiones; Buthidae. The coding region runs from base 177 to 1007 and encodes 276 amino acids.
UCGAUUUUUAUGAAUAUUUAUUGAUCAAUAAUGGCAUCUACAUCAAAAGCUCAGAAAAUGAUGGAUGAAUCUGACCUUAUGGACUACAUAAAAAAUUUUUCAGAUAUUAUAUCUGAGUCAGACUCCGACUUUGAUGUCAGCAUGUACGAAAGUUCAGAUGAUGAUGUGAUGACGAUAUGAUUUCUCCAAGCCUCUCUAAUAAUCAUAUGCAAUCUAGAAGUGAUGACGAUGAUGAGGACUAUCAGGAGGUUAUAUCUCCGGAGCAAUCUUCUUCACUUCCUUUUUCUUUCCUAGAUCUUGCUGGCCCUAAGCACAUGCCACCGCCAGAUUCACCUCCGAUUGCGUAUUUCAAUUUUUUUAUUACAAUGACUUUGCUCCAUCUGGUCGUAACGGAAUCAAACCAUUACGCACAACAAGUCAUAAAUGGCAUGGGGAAUAACGUACCGCCUGCUCUGAAGAACUGGACCAAAAUUUCGGUUUUAGAAAUAAAGGGGUUCCUAGCAUGUAUAUUGAACAUGGGAUUAAUCAAAAAGCCUACAAUAGCAUCCUACUGGUCCACUUCUUCCUCCCAAACCACUCCAUGGUUUGGUAAAAUGUUUCCAAGAACCCGCUUUUAUCACUUGUUACGUUUUUUCCAUUUUGUCGAUAACACUAAGUUAUCCAAGCCAGGGGAACAAGGAUACAAUCCUUGUGCAAAGUUUCAACCCCUGCUUGAUCAUGCUAACAGAGUGUUCCGACAUCACUACACGCCACACCAGCAAAUUUGUGUGGAUGAGAGCCUUGUAGAUACAAAAAAUAAAACCUCGCUCCUGCAGUACCUUCCAAAAAAACAUCAUCAUCAGUGGGGCAUAAAAUUUUGGAUGCUGUGUGACUCAGUCUCUAAUUACUGCUUGAGUUUUUUCACUUAUAGAGGGGCCAGGACUCAGCAGGAAAAGGACAUCAAUUCUAAAUUUGGUCUAGGAUACAGCGUCGUACCUCAAAAAAGGCUAUCAUCUUUUUGUAGAUAAUUUCUUCAUGUCGGUUCCUCUUGUUCGACAUCUAUAUACAAUGGGUACCUACAUAACUGGCACUGUUCGAUGAAAUCGAAAAUACCUGCCCGCCCCACUAAAAUCGUCGAAGUUUUCCGUGGGCCAAACAUCUUAUUUUAGAUCCGGGCCGUUGUUAGCCUGUGGAUUCAGAGAAAAAGCAUCUCAAAAAGUUCCAGUCUUGCUACUAUCCAGCCAUGCGAGGGCGCGUGCAAAAGAAAUUGUUAAGCGUAAUGUAACUAAGUCAAAGCCAGAAAUAAUAUUAGAAUACAAUAAAUUUAUGGGUGGGGUCGAUACGUCAGAUAUGAUGUUAUAUGCGUACUUGGAUGAGAGAAAGACCGUGAAAUACUGGAAGAAAGUUGGGUUCAACAUCAUAGGCAGGAUGGUGUUGAACUCAUAUAUAUUAUACAAAGAAAAUUUUGGAGGCCCAGGAAAGCUAAAACCCAGGUACGCCUUUUACGUAUCAAUAAUAGAGAUCUUGGAGGCGGAAUGGAUGGCGACCAAACAACAACCUGAAGAUCCUCAUCCUCUAGGACCAAGAGAUUUGCGAAAAUUGCCAGCAAAAAAAGAAUCUAGAUGCUGUGUUUGCACUAGUUUAGGCCUAAAAAGAAGAUCGAGAACAAUAUGUACGCACUGUUUGAAAGGAUUACAUCCUGAAUGUUUUCCAAAACAUCAUUGCUGAUAGGAUAAGUAU